AUGCUUACCAAGUCGAGCAAUCUUUCCAUUGACUCUGUCAUAUAUGACCUCGAGGAUUCUGUCGCCACCGAGUCCAAAGAGCUGGCUAGGGGAUUGGUCGCAGAUCAUAUUGCCGCAGACGCCAUGCAAAGGUCUGUCCGAGGGCCGAAAGAGGUAGCUGUGCGCAUCAAUGGAGUGGAGACUGGUCUUGCACUACAAGAUAUUCAAGCGAGCGUGGAUGACCUCGAUACAAUCGUCGUGCCCAAGGUUCAGUCUACAGCAGAUUUGCAUUUCGUUGCCGAUGUCAUCCGUCAUGUUGCCCCUCAAAGGGUACUCUUUAGGCCUCCAAUGACCGAGUCUUCCCAGCAGACGGGAAAUGCACCUCGGUCACGGCUCUUACAUGUUAUAGACUUGAUUGAAUCUGCCCUGGGCCUUGCCAAUGUAUCAAGCAUAUGCCAUGCAGGUCAACGAUUGGGAUUAGUAGGACUCGGUUUUGCUGCCGAAGAUUUCAUGGCUAACGUCGGGCUUUCGAAACUUCCAGAUCGACGGGAAGUUCUCUUUGCACGAUCCACAGUCGUCAAGGCGUGUCGAGCCUAUAAUCUUCCUUCCAUCAUCGACAUGGUGUCUGUAGAUGUGGCCCAUGGCACCUCUUUGGAAGAGGAAAGUAGAGAGGGCCGAAGCCUUGGCUUUACCGGCAAACAAGCCAUCCAUCCUUCUCAGGUCGAGGCCAUUCAGCGUGCCUUCGGCCCAUCUACUAAGGAAGUAAAAUGGGCGUUAGAGGUUUUUGGGGGGGAUAUAGAGUCGCAGAAACAGGGCAGAGGCGCUUGGAAACUCAAUGGGUGCAUGAUUGAUGCGCCUGUUGUCAAGGCGGCCACGGCAUUGCUGGAUAGGGCUAGGGCAUGCGGCAAAGAUGUCGGCACACACAUCGCAAGAUGCAAGAUCUGUAUGCCUUGCAUGCAGAAACAGAUACUUCGACUUGGUAGUAGUCAGCGAUAUCAAUCGCUCAAUCCGUUCGAUGAGCUGUCUGUGGAAGACGCGGUUAGGUUGCAGGAACACAGGCAGCCAGCUGAGGAGAUUGUUGCCGUUUCUGCAGGACCGCCCAAAUGCCAGGAUGUCCUCGGAACCGCAAUUGCAAUGGGAGCAGGCAGACUCCAUGGAGCCCUUGGUAGUUGCAAGACUGCUUCAGGCCGAGGCAAGAGAGGAAAUGUCAAACCUGGCUCUCUUGGGCAAUUACUUGCCGGCUUCCUGAAUUGGCCACAGGCUACGCAGGCUGGCAAGAUCGAAAUCGAGGGAGACAGUGACAUGGUCACGAGGCAGAUAGAUGGAGUAACACAGACGGUCGAGGCUCAGCUAUCCAUGGUGGUAACGACUAAUCUAGGGCAAGCAACUAAUCUAGGACAAGCAAACAUGACCAGAGAGCUAGAGUGA
Fusarium fujikuroi IMI 58289 is the source of this 1407-nucleotide messenger RNA. RefSeq names its product related to citrate lyase beta subunit. The transcript has 5 exons. Bases 1 to 1407 code for a protein of 468 amino acids. Gene Ontology annotation, biological process: oxaloacetate metabolic process. The record is from RefSeq and is a predicted model, not a curated record. Lineage: Eukaryota; Fungi; Ascomycota; Sordariomycetes; Hypocreales; Nectriaceae. Gene Ontology annotation, molecular function: magnesium ion binding; catalytic activity.